This is a messenger RNA of Somion occarium, 4403 nucleotides long. NCBI's taxonomy places the organism in Eukaryota, Fungi, Basidiomycota, Agaricomycetes, Polyporales, Cerrenaceae. The record is from the annotation of a GenBank genome assembly.
CUGGAUACGGAGAGAGGGAAGAGAAUAAUACUAAGUAGCUCUUGUACUUUUCUCUGAGCUCAGGUUCUUCCUGGCUUGUCCAUUCCACUCAUUCUCGUUUCCUCCUUCCUCCUUUCCGCCGCGACAUAACCACCCUGACUGUAUGAAGAGUGUCGCCCCGUCCAGCUGGAUUUCGAAGCAGCAGAAAAACUCCAAGGAACAUCACUUUCAACAGGAUCACUCCCACCCCCAUCAGUUUCCGCUCUCUUCGACAGUACCCCCGUCUUCUCAUCUCCUUCCUCCCAAGCACUCCUCUAUCUCCUCUUCCUUUCGCUCAGUCUUUUCCAGACCGAGGGCGCAAUCCGCCACCUCUCUCCAGUCUGCCUUCGCUUCAUCAUCUUCAUCACUACAGCCUCAUCCCAUCACUUCCAGUGAUCGUUUCUCGUCCACACAUCCAUACGCUAUCAUGGUCGCUGCGCCACUGCCUGUCGUUUCCAGUCAUGAUGCAACGGAGGAGGAGGAAGAGUGCCCCGUCUGUCUCGAGCCGCUGAGCUUCAGCUUCAGACUUCCAGGCGAGAAGCCGCACAUUGUGCCGGAAUGUGGUCAUGCUCUUCACGAGGCAUGUUUUACAGCUGUAUAUGGCCCGCCUCCAAGCUCAUCGAGGGCCGGCACCAUUCUGCGUAAGUCAAACCUCGGCGUGUGCGGUGUAUGUCGACGACCAAUGAAGGUCGGCGAUGGAGAUGGAGGCAAAUCCAACAAACUUGCUGCAUUGACUGGUAUGGGCGAGACCAACGAUACACUCUAUCCCGGGCGCGAUACCCCCUCUUCUAUGCGAACUUUCAAUAGCCAUGGGCGACCACCUCCUCACGCGAAGCCUUACGAUCCCAACGAAGAUGACCCGGUUGAGAAUCACCACCAUCGUGAUCAUCACGGCGCCGCGUCCAUCAAGUCUGGUCACUCGAACGAACAGCAACAAUCGCAUUACAUUGUUUCCCCAUCGAUUCAAGUGCGAUCUGAGUUCAGUUCCAUCACAAGAUCGAACGAAGCAAGUCAACCGUUGACUUGCAUCGUCGUCGUAGAGCUCCCUGCGAAGAGACCGAGUGCACACGUACCGGGCGCGGUUAUGCCUAUGGCGCAGGACAACUACAGUCAGAGGAACGCGAACACGGCGACAAGUCCCCUGGGGAAUGGACAAGGUCAAUCAGGAUACGCAAGUCCCAGGCCGGAGUAUGCGAGUGCACGAGGUCAUCAACAGCUUCCGUCUGAAGCCUCCCAUGCUCGCUCGGAGCAGACGUACAUGUCGCCGCCGCCGUCCCAUCACGAACCCUCGGUGUCGUCACAUGAACGACGUGAUAUUCAGGAGGAAGACUCUCCCUUCAACGCCAUCACUGAAGACCUUCGCAAUCGCAUUAUCGACUGGAAGGGUCACCCGCUGUCCGGACUGGGGCCUCUGCAAAUGUAUGAUCUGCUUUCUGUUCGACGCGACUCACUGGUGCGGGAAUUCUACGUCUACUUAUUCAAAGAGGCCAUCAUUUGCGUGGUUGAAGAGCGCAAGCGGACACUGGGUCGACUGCUUUCUUCGGCAGGCGCAAGUUCGGCUUUCGGUGACGGAGCUGCCGGCGGAAAUUCUCAGCAUUCAAGUUCUAACCGAGGUGUCCUGCGAUUGAAGGGUCGUAUCUACAUCCGUCACAUCAAGCAGGUGACAGAUACAUCUGUCAGCGGUGAGAUGAGUCUGACUAUCGACAUGGAAGACGAGCGAUUAGAUUCGUUCAUUCUUAUCUUCAAGGAGCGGUCGUCGCUGGAGACAUGGAAAGCCAAGAUUCAAUCUUUGGUCUCGCUGUAUCAAUCACAAUCCAUCGACCCGCAACAACAGCAACAACAACAACAACAAGCGCAGUAUGAACGGGCGCCGGACUUGGAAGAGUUUGGAGGGAGCCAGAAGGCUAUGCGUAUGUUGAGUGGAAGCACUGGGACAACGGUCAGUACUGUCGACAGUCUCUUGAAUGGCGGGUCGUCGCGCUCGACGGUCUCGUCUCACACUUCGCAUGGUUCGGGCUCGAUCGCUCAUCCGCGUGUGGGUCUCCACCAGAAACUCUCUACACUUGAAGAAGACGACGAGAUGAGUCGGUUCAGUAGCCCCGCACCGCUCGUCGCUCCCCAUAUGUCUGCGGGACCUUCAAAUAGUCUCUCGCCGUUGCCUCAUCCGGCAUUGGAUCUCAUUUUGGUCGUCAGUAUCCCGGGUCCGAUGGCAACGCCAAGCACGGCGGCGUUGAAGGUGAGAGUGAUCAAGACUUCGCUUGAUUUCAUCAUCGCUUCGCUUGGUCAGAAGGAUAGACUCAGCCUUGUGACGUUUGAAGUCGGUAUUGGCGGAAAGGUACGGAAGACGCCGUUCCUUAAUGUUGGGAAUCCCCAGAGUAGGGCUAGGCUGCAGAAGUUUGUUAGUGAGGUGGGAAGGAGGGAUGAUGGGACGCCUUUUGAGGAUGAGUUCCUGACUAGGGGGUCACAGGAUGAUAAGACUGACGUUGUGACCGCUGUCAAUCAUGGACUUGACGUUGUUCUGCAGCGGAAGUCGCGCAAUCCGGUCUCAGGGAUGGUUCUGGUUAGCGAUGCUGCUGAUACCACUCGUCGCGCUCAGAUGGACCUCGUGCUCGCUCGUGCUGAAGCUGCUAAUGUGCCCAUCCACUCCUUCGGCUAUGGCCGUUCUCAUGACCCCGCUUCCCUCUGGCUCAUCUCUAACCACACCAGUGGCACUUACACCUUCGUUAAGGAUUGGUACGACCUACGAGAUUGCCUAGCAGGCUGUAUCGGGGGUAUGUUGUCCAUUGGCAUUACCAGUAUGAAGAUGCACAUCAAGAUCGUUGAUGGUCAACGAUUCCGUAUCCGCAAGAUCUCCGGUGGUCCUUCAGCCAUUCUUUCUUCCGACGGUCGCGAUGUGGACGUUGAGAUUGGUGAAGUGAGAUAUGGCGAACGCAAGGAAAUGCUGGUCGAGCUGGAACUCGAUAAUAGCGAUAUGACGCACAGCCAAAGGAGUCCGAUGAGUCCCAAUAGUGGACGGGCACUUAACGCUACAGAUCAAUUCAACCAACGGAUGGGUUUGGACGCAUUGUCUAUUGCUGAUGUUGCUGACCUUGCGGACGGCAUGAUGGAUCGUAUGAUUGACGAAGUGCCAGUCUUCGAGGUUGAUGGCUCGUUCUUCGAUCCUGCUGCAGCCAAACAUGUAUCGCGCCUUGCGCAUCCAGUUCUCCUCACCGUGACUCUCCUUCCGAACACUGGGAGCCGACCGCGAACGCCUGCGAACAAUACCUCGGACCCUGUGAUCGUCCGACGUAGGAUGGAGCUUCUGGCUUCCGAUAUGAUCACUCGUGCGCUGGUCCUUGUAUCGAGGAAGAAUUAUCCUCAAGCUCAAAAGCUGCUCAGCGAGACCAGACGUAUUCUUCACACCGUUUUGCAGAAUAUUACUCAGUCACUUCCUCCUCCUAAUCGGGACGGUAGCGCCACGCGGAAUCGCAAGGACGCGCUUGGGUACUUGGCUGUUCGAGCUAUUCAGGCUGUCCUCCAGGAUAUGCAAGUCUUGUCUGAGGCCCUGGAGGACAACGUUGAGAUGUUUGCUCUUGAUCAGCGUAACUUCGGCGCUCAGCAGGCGAUGGUCCUGCGAGAUCAGAAGAGCUGGAGCGGCCGAAGUGCUAUUGAACGCUUGUUUUGGACAAUCGAUAAUUCCAUCGAGCUGGUCACUCGAAGCAACGAUUGGGUCGCUCGUGAAUGAUCGACGUCUCUCGGCUUUAGUUUUUACCCCUUUUUUUACUUCGGAACAUUGCCUCUCGUUUGCUAUCCUUUUUCCCUUCCUGGUGUCGAUGUAUAUAUGGUUCGCGUUUUUCCUUUUUUUUUUUCCUCGCUGAUCGUAAUUGGGUCCCGGAUCUCGAAAAUUCUCCCUUCUCUACUAGCUAGCUCUUUCUUGUUCUAAAUAUUGUUCUGUGCCACCCUCCCUCCCGCUACGAUUUAAUCCUCUACCUCGUCUUUCGCUGGAGGAUCUGUGUGUAGGAUCAUAUACAUUCCUUGGGUUAUGUUCUACCACUGGCCUCGGGUGAUUGUUCGGGUUUAAUGGCGAUGGUAGUCCUCGUCGUGGACUCUCAAGAAUCGCUUUGCUUUCUGUACUUUUGUAAUGUUAUCUCGAUAGAUUGACGGCUAUGGAUACAUUCUAUGCGUUGCUUUUUUUUCUUUUUUUUUUGUAUGGCGUCCGUUACCAUUUCAUAGUUUACACUUGUAAUGAAUGAAAUACCACCGUUUCGUUGAUCUGGGGACCUUUCUAUUCAUUCAAGGCUUCUGGGUAGCCUCGUCGUGUCCUCUCAGAGCUGUCUUUCCAGUAAUAUCUUGUUUGCUUCACGUUCACUUCGAGGAUAUCACACAAAUUUCACAUGUGUGAAGUG